AUGGACGCUCAGGUUGCUCCAAUGCUCGGCCACGCUUACGACCUCGAGCCAGAGAGACCCGCCGGCUUACGUGCCGCAAUCGAUGGAGAAGAGGAAGCGAUGCGCCAGGAGAAGAAGCCGGUGCUGAAGAAGGUGAAGGAAAAGGUGAAGAAGAUUAAGGACACCGUCAAGAAGAAAACCCACGGCCAUGGAAACAGCCAUGAAGAAGAAGAUGAUGACGAUGAAGACGAUGAGGAAGAAGACCCUGAAGUCCACGGCGGUUUGAAGGACACAUUGGAGACAUGCGCCGGUGAGUUUCAGGAAGAUCCCGCCGCUCCGACGUCCUCUGAAGCUUCCCGGGAGCGUACACGAGACGGCGAGGAGAUAGGGAUGUCGCCGGUGAUCCAGUCAUUUAUGGCCAUGUCAGUUGAGAAUCCUGCUCCGGUGAAGAACUCCGAGGAAGAGAAGUGUGCCAGUGCCAGGGUCUCUGCCAGAACCAAGACGGCGUACGAGAAGGUGGAAGGAAGAUUAAGAGGAGGAGUGGGAGUGAUGCUGGUGGAGAAAUUGAAGCCGGGCGAGGAGGACAAGGCGCUGUCCGAGGUGAUAUCGGGUGUGAUCCAGAGGAGGAAGACGGCGGCGGGAGAGACGGUGGCGGCGGCAAGCUCCGGCGUGAAGGACGGCGGCGUUGGGGUGGUGGGGAGACUCAGAGAGGCUGUGGCUUCUUGGGCCGGCGGACGACGCAGCUCAAUGAGCGAGCACGCCGAGCAGCAGAGCAAAGAGUUAGAGGAUGAGAAUGGACGUGAUCGACAGAGUUAA
Zingiber officinale is the source of this 795-nucleotide messenger RNA. RefSeq names its product low-temperature-induced 65 kDa protein-like. Gene Ontology annotation, biological process: response to abscisic acid; response to stress. The transcript is spliced from 3 exons. The record is from RefSeq and is a predicted model, not a curated record. Bases 1 to 795 code for a protein of 264 amino acids. NCBI's taxonomy places the organism in Eukaryota, Viridiplantae, Streptophyta, Magnoliopsida, Zingiberales, Zingiberaceae.